CAGUGUAUGACUUUUGAAAAAACCGGAAUGGAGUUUCAGGAGGGAGCAACAUGAGCUGCUGCCUUCACCCAGAAAUGAUAAUAGGUUUUUCACCGCCUGAGAACACGAGCAGUGCUGUCUGGAAGAGCGGCCCUUUUUGGGGACACCAUUUAAUGAAAAAUCCACACGUAAAGGGUAAACAUGGCAGGCUUCCUAGAUAAUUUCCGUUGGCCGGAAUGUGAGUGCGUUGACUGGAGCGAGAGAAGGAACACAGUGGCAUCUGUGGUCGCAGGCAUAUUGUUCUUUACAGGUUGGUGGAUAAUGAUUGACGCAGCCGUGGUGUAUCCUAAGCCAGAGCAGUUGAACCAUGCCUUUCACACGUGUGGUGUGUUUUCCACAUUGGCUUUCUUCAUGAUAAAUGCUGUGUCCAAUGCUCAAGUGAGAGGUGACAGCUAUGAAAGUGGCUGUUUAGGAAGAACAGGCGCUCGAGUUUGGCUUUUCAUUGGUUUCAUGUUGAUGUUUGGGUCACUUAUUGCUUCCAUGUGGAUUCUUUUUGGUGCGUAUGUUACCCAAAAUACAGAUGUUUAUCCAGGACUAGCUGUGUUUUUCCAAAAUGCACUGAUAUUUUUUAGCACUCUGAUCUACAAAUUUGGAAGAACGGAGGAGCUAUGGACCUGAGAUCACGCCUGCCAUCACCUUUCCUUUUUGUCAUGUUCCAUUUUUAGAUCCGUUUUUAUCUCAAUAUAAUUUACACAUUGCCAAAUGGAACAGAUUGUACAUUAGGUGUCUUUGUUCCUGUACAUUUUUAUGCUGUGAGUUUUGAAAGAGUUUCAUGAAAUUUCUGUUUGUUUAUUUUUCACUGAGUAUAGACUGUUAAUAUGUACAUAACAUAGGAUUAUAUGGAUGGAAUGAUGAGUAUCAGUUUUUUAUUCCUGAAGACUAAUUGCGUGAUCUGUUCCCAAUGUACAUCAUGUCACUUUACGGUUAACUGUUUCAGUAUGUUUAAUUUUUGAAGACAUGUGAAAAAUAUAGUUUCAUGGACCUGAAGUAAGCACUGAGCCACUUAGAAAGGUAUUUCAGCAAGCUGUAAUUUAUUUUGGCUUAAAAAAGAUUUUUUUAAAGGAAAAAAAAUAAGUUCUUAUAUACUAAAGAAGUGGACUUUUAUAAGAAGAUUUUUUUAAAUGCCUGAAGGGCUAGUUUGAAAGCCUCCUUUGGAAACGACUCUUCUGAUAAGACUUUGUUUGAGAAGGGAUAGUUCAUUAUCAAAUACACUGGAUUUUGUAAGGUUAAUGUAAAAAGACUGCCAGGCAGCUGGGCGGCAACAUGUUUCUUAUAAAAGCAGCUUAGGUUCCCUCUCCACUGGGAUUCAACUGUGACAGCCUACCAUUAUCCACAUUUUAAAAUCCAAUUAUCAAGCAAGUUUGAGGCAACCACAGUUUUAAAAGCAUGAGCCAUAUAACAAAAGGGGGCAUAAUUAGUUUGAAGACAAAAGUACUUCCUCCCUAAGGGAAUUAUUACAACCUAGUGAAAAAUUAGGCAUUUUAUUUACUUAGCUACCAGAUUGCAAGUCUCAUUUUGCUCUUGCUCUCAAGCUUUGGAUGAAGUGUUCCUGCAAAAUAAUAUCUUCAACUUGAACGUUUGUGCUACAAUCAAAUACUUCUUUUACUGAGUUUCAAAUACUGUAUUUUACUAUGUGCACUCCUAUGAGAGAUUUCAGGGUGUUAGUUGGGUCUUUAAGCACCAUUUUUGCUUUCAUUUGUUUUACAAGUUUUAUGUUGCACUUUCUCCUCCAGAAGAUUUUAUAGAGCCAUGUUACAAGACAGAAUGACAUCAAUGGGAUUACCGUGUUUUUUAAUGCAGGCCUUACUUUGCUGAACUUCUCUGGCCUCUGGAGAGGCUAGCCAGGCACAGAGUAUGAAGCAGCUUGUGGAACGCUGUGCCAUUGUCUAGCUACCAUCUUGUCUAAUCCUUGCUUCUUGUGCUUUUCGUCAAAAUGUCAGUAAACUGUCUUGCUUCCAACACAUUGUAAGACUGAUUUACUUGAUUCCACUUGUAACCGGUUGCAAUAAAUAUCACAUCUCAUGUGUACUAAUGUUUUUAAAUUUGUUGGAGAAAACGAGCCAUUAAAAUGAUAUGACCUUCA
This is a messenger RNA of Echinops telfairi (small Madagascar hedgehog), 2122 nucleotides long. It is a transcript of the gene TMEM50B, whose product is annotated as transmembrane protein 50B. The record is from RefSeq and is a predicted model, not a curated record. Lineage: Eukaryota; Metazoa; Chordata; Mammalia; Afrosoricida; Tenrecidae. Bases 181 to 657 code for a protein of 158 amino acids. The transcript has 7 exons. Gene Ontology annotation, biological process: late endosome to vacuole transport via multivesicular body sorting pathway; protein targeting to vacuole.